AUGGAGUGCUCCCAGCGGGACUCCUCGCUGGGACAUGCCCUGCGGGGCGUGAGCGCGGAACAUCUGCGAGGGAACUUGGUCGAGUGGAUCAGCUCACAUGGGCAGGACACUACAGCCUGCAUUCAUGAGAUCGAGCCUUUGAUCCGUGAGCGCGGCAAGGAUGUGAUGUGCCCUCACACACAUCAGCUGGGCUCAUCAUAUGUGGACGCGUUGGGUGAAUCGGAAGAUGCUGGAAUCUCCAACUUCAUGCUCAGCUACUCUUGGAGAUAUCGGGUGGAUGACAUCAUCACCUCCUUGGUGCACCAUUGUGAGACCCGAGAACGAGAUAUGAAACGGACGUAUUUCUGGAUUUGCUGCCUUUGCAUCAACCAACACCGUGUCAAAGAGGCACAGGCCGCGGGCUUGGUGGUGCCCUUCGAGGACUUCCGGGAGCACUUCCAGCAGCGGGUGGUGGGCGUGGGCCACGUCCUGGCACUUAUGGCGCCGUGGGACAACCCGGUCUAUGUCAGCCGCGUGUGGUGUGUCUUUGAAAUCUUCACCGCCGUCAACGAGAACUGCGAGCUGACGGUGAUUCUGCCUCCAGUAGAGAUGAAACGCUUUAGUGGCACCAUCCACGACGGUGUUCUGGAUAAGCACUUAUGGGCUUCCCUGGAACAACUGGACGUUCAACGGGCUGAUGCCUCCGUGGCAUCCGACAAAGAAAAUAUCCUUCGAAUUGUUGCAGAUGGAGUUGGAUUUGAUUGCUUGAACCAGGUGGUCCGACAGCAGCUGCUGCGCUGGUUGGCCACUUCCGCCACGUGGGAAGCUCAGCAGCAGAUGGAAACCGGCGACUUGUUUGGACAGAAGGCCAUUGCCACUUCCAGCCAGAUCGCUUCCUUUUUGCAUCGACUGGCGCAAUACGAGAAGGCCAGGGAGUUGCUGGCUUGUGCUGGACGGGUGGCAGCGGAAGAGUCCGAAGAGAAAGCCAACCUGCUCAGAGUGCUUGGUCAGAAUUUGGAGUAUUUGGGUCGGAGAAAAGAGGCUGCGGAUGCCUACAGGCAAGCCUCAGAGAUGCUAGAAGAGUUGGGUUGCUUGCGUUCCCACGAUGGUGCAGCAGUGCUCACCUCCCUGGCAUUGCAGCUCUCAGACGCCGGGGAACUGGAUGAGGCCAUGGAGCGAUACCAAAAGGCUUGGUCCAUCCGGGAAGCCACUGGCGCCCAGACGCUGGAUGCCUCUGACUUGCUGGCCAUGAUGGGCGUGACCGAGUGCAAGCUGGGACUGAUCCAGGAGGGUCUGCGCCAUGCCCAGGAGGCACGCCGCUUGCGGGAGCACCUGCAGCAGUUGACCACGCCUCAGGGUGCCCAGGUGCUGCAGCAGCUCAGCUUUUGUUACUUGGCCUCUGGUGACUCUGCCCGGGCUCUGGAAGAGUUGGAAGUGAGCCGGACCAUUCUGGAAAAGCUCGGGAUGCUGCGAACGGCGCAAGGCGCAUUGUUGGCGAAACGCAGGGCGCAAUGCUAUUGCAAGCUCAAGGAUUCGACAAGAGAAUUGCAGAGCUUGCGCGAGGGCAAAGUCUUCAUGGAGGAGUGUGGGCAGUUGCGCAGCGAAGAAGGUGUUGGAAUCUUGCUUGAUCUGGGGAGCGCCUUGCUCGAUGCCCGACAGGAUGAAGAUGCUAAUCACGUUCUCGCUUUGGCUGAGGAGAUUUGCCUAGAGAAGAACCUUGAGGAGAGGGGCCUUGACUGCGGGGCCUUGAGGUACCCCAUCGGGCUUCUGCCAGAUGUAUCCUUGGUCACCCUACUGCAUACAGCCCACCGCGCCUGUGGCGAGUCCAAGCGCUGGACUGGGGGAAGCAACCAGUGGCGCGUGGGGAUCAGCGAAGGUACGCCUCAAGCACUUUGUUCACGGGGGAUAGGAUACAUUCCCCCUGUGCAGCCGCAGUAUAGCGCACCGCAGGCGCCACAAUAUGCGCCACAAUAUGUGCCGCAGAGCACCGCACCCAUGUCGCAGCUGCGACUCACACGCCGGGGUGGCUUAGAUCCACCGGCCAAGGUGGAUACCUACAAUGGUGGUGCUUGGGAGGUGCUCAAACUGCCAGGAAAAAGGAGCAUGCAUUUCUUUGCUCUAGGCGACUGGGGUGGUUUGCUCGGCACGGGCUAUGCGCCCAUGAUCCAAUAUCGUAGUGGCCAGACUCCAGGGCCUCAUACCAUGGCCAGGUGGAGAGGUCCGUGCAAGACCGACAAGAUGAUUGCGUGCUUCGCAGGAGAUACUUGCGAGCAAAGUUGUCACUACGACCCGCAGGUGGACAGGCAAGCACAAGUCUUGGUGGCCACCCAGAUGAAGAAACGUGCUGCGCAGAGCCAACCCGACUUCAUCGUGAACGUCGGAGACAACUUCUAUUGGGGAGGAAUCAACACCGAGUGCGGCACUCCCAUGAAUCAGAUUAGCGCUGUCACGCAGCAGCAGUUUACUGAGAUCUUCGAGAAGAUCUACGGUGGACCUGGCUUAGAUGGAAAGCCCUGGUUGAGUGUGCUGGGAAACCAUGAUUGGGGUGGCUACCAGUUCAACAAGGCAGGGGCAGAGAGAGGCACCCAGCAGAGGUGGACACCAAGGCAAUUGGUCUACACCCCGCUGCCGAUCGCGUAUACCUGGGCAUCUGAUCGCUGGAGACUGCCGGCGCUCUACUGGAUGCAGCGGGUGGAGUAUCCGGACUUGGAUUUCAGUGCCGAGAUCUUCAUGAUCGACAGCAACGCCAUGGAUGUGAAGCCCAUGCAUGCGGAUCCUGAGCACAACAUUUGCGGACAGCUGCACAACCCCACCAAUGCUCGUUGCGAUGCAACUGGUGGUCCAGCAAAUCUCAAGGAUUGCUUUAGCUGGAUGUGGUCACUCUGGAGAGAACAGAAGAAAUGGGUUCAGCAGAAACUCACUGAGUCUAAUGCCAAUUGGCAGAUCGUGGCCACGCAUUUCAACUGUGGACACGAGGCUCAAUGGUACAAGGAGCUGCAUCAGAAGUAUGGUUUGGAUUUGCUGAUCACAGGACAUACCCAUGACCAGCAAGUCUAUCACGAGUCUGGAAUGUUGGGAGGCCUCACCUGCUUCAUCACCGGUGGUGGAGGUGGGAUCACCUCAGAGGCAGAUCCAUCUCAUCCGAAGAGUAACCAGUAUGGCUUCUUCGACAUAUCCAUCACGAAGCAGCAGAUCCUUCUUGAAUCCAUCAACUACCGAGGAGAAACCUUGGGCAAGUAUGCGGUGCGCCCGAAAGCAAGAGCUCUUUGA
This is a messenger RNA of Durusdinium trenchii, 3249 nucleotides long. The record is from the annotation of a GenBank genome assembly. NCBI's taxonomy places the organism in Eukaryota, Dinophyceae, Suessiales, Symbiodiniaceae.